Messenger RNA from Chondrus crispus (carragheen), 192 nucleotides. RefSeq lists its product as hypothetical. The record is from RefSeq and is a predicted model, not a curated record. Bases 1 to 192 code for a protein of 63 amino acids. NCBI's taxonomy places the organism in Eukaryota, Rhodophyta, Florideophyceae, Gigartinales, Gigartinaceae. The transcript has a single exon.
AUGGCAACGGUGGGAUGCGAACUGCGCCGCAAAAGCGACUGGACGGCACCUUCGGCUUCCUCUUCUUCCUCGGCCGCUUCAGCCGGAAUAGUGGAUGAAGGCUCCGCGGAUGGGGCAGGCAGCGAAUGGUGGAGAUCAGCGUUCAAGAACUCACCGGCCUCGCCGGCCUCUGCCUCUUUGGCGGACAUUUGA